Messenger RNA from Merops nubicus (carmine bee-eater), 1295 nucleotides. It is a transcript of the gene POSTN, whose product is annotated as periostin, osteoblast specific factor. The record is from RefSeq and is a predicted model, not a curated record. Gene Ontology annotation, molecular function: cell adhesion molecule binding. NCBI's taxonomy places the organism in Eukaryota, Metazoa, Chordata, Aves, Coraciiformes, Meropidae. Bases 38 to 1285 code for a protein of 415 amino acids. Gene Ontology annotation, biological process: cell adhesion; extracellular matrix organization. Gene Ontology annotation, cellular component: extracellular matrix. The transcript is spliced from 9 exons.
CUCUUUUAGACUUGCCAGAAGCAACAGAGCAGUAAAGAUGAAGAUCUUAUUCACCUUUUCAAUUUUUUUCUUCUCUGCUUUUGAACAAGCAGCUGCUUUUGCUCACUAUGACAAGAUUUUAACUCACAGUCGAAUAAGGGCACGCGACCAAGGCCCAAAUGUCUGUGCCCUUCAGCAAGUUAUGGGAACAAAAAAGAAAUACUUCAGCACCUGCAGAAACUGGUACCAGGGAGCCAUCUGUGGAAAGAAAGCAACUGUCUUAUAUGAGUGCUGUCCUGGCUAUAUGAAGAUGGAUGGUAUGAGAGGAUGUCCUGCAGUUGCUCCUAUUGAUCAUGUAUAUGGUACACUUGGAAUUGUGGGAGCUACCUCCACGCAGCAGUAUUCUGACAUAUCAAAGCUGAGAGAAGAGAUUGAGGGACGAGGAUCAUUCACUUUCUUUGCACCAAGCAAUGAAGCCUGGGAGCAAUUAAAUGCAGAAAUUCACAGAAAUUUGGUAGACAAUGUAAACAUUGAACUGUAUAAUGCUCUCCACCACCACAUGGUAAACAAGCGCAUGUUGACAAAAGAUCUUAAGAAUGGCAUGACUCUGGUGUCUAUGUAUAAUGACCAGAAAUUGCUCAUUAACCAUUAUCCUAAUGGGGUUGUUACUGUUAACUGUGCCAGGGUCAUCCAUGGCAACCAGAUUGCUACCAAUGGUGUUGUUCAUGUUGUUGAUCGUGUCCUGACUGCUAUUGGAAAUACCAUUCAAGAUUUCAUUGAAGUUGAGGAUGAUCUUUCAUCUUUUAGAGCUGCUGCCAUCACAUCAGAGGUCUUGGAUGUUCUUGGAAAGCCUGGUCAUUACACAGUCUUUGCUCCUACUAAUGAAGCUUUUGAGAGGCUUCCAAGGGGAGUCUUAGAAAGGAUCAUGGGUGACAAGGUGGCUUCUGAAGCUCUUGUGAAGUUUCAUAUUUUAAAUACUCUCCAGUGCUCUGAAGCCAUCACAGGUGGAGCUGUCUAUGAAACCUUGGAAGGAAACACAGUUGAAGUUGGUUGUGAUGGUGAAAGUCUGACUGUGAAUGGAGGGAAGAUGGUGAAACGCAAAGAUAUUGUGACCACCAAUGGUGUCAUCCACCUCAUUGAUGAAGUGCUAAUUCCUGAUUCUGCCAAACAAGUCUUUGAACUUGGGGGUGCCCAGCAGACUACUUUUACAGAGCUGGUGGCACAGCUAGGACUGAGAGCUUCUCUAAGACCAGAAGGCCAAUACACUCUCCUGGCACCUCUGAAUGGUGCUUUCUCAGGUCAGUAGCCCUAAAUGA